Molecule: messenger RNA, 1068 nt
Organism: Peromyscus eremicus (cactus mouse)
Lineage: Eukaryota; Metazoa; Chordata; Mammalia; Rodentia; Cricetidae
Product: HLA class I histocompatibility antigen, alpha chain G-like
Exons: 5
Coding region: 1-1068 (355 amino acids)
Biological process (GO): antigen processing and presentation of endogenous peptide antigen via MHC class I via ER pathway, TAP-independent; antigen processing and presentation of endogenous peptide antigen via MHC class Ib; immune response
Cellular component (GO): external side of plasma membrane
Molecular function (GO): peptide antigen binding; signaling receptor binding
Source: RefSeq, a predicted model, not a curated record
AUGGGGUCCACGCUGCCCGGCGUCCUACUUCUGCUGGUGGUGGCCGCCCUGUCCCCCACUCAGGCCGGCGCGGGCUCGCACUCCCUGCGAUAUUUCACCACCACUUUGUACGGUCCUGGCUAUCCCAAACCUCGGUUCAUGGUCGUGGGCUACGUGGACAACACGCAGAUCUUGAGCUUCGACAGCAACAUGCCAAGUCAGCGGGUGGAACCGCGCGUGCCAUUUCUAGCUCAGGACCCAGAGCAUUUGAAGGAGCUGACUCGACUAGGCAGGGACAUCUUAAUACUUGGCCGAAUAGAACUGUGGACCCUGCUUGGCUAUCAUAGCCAGAGAGAGAAUGGGUCUCACGCUGUCCAGUGGCUGUUCGGCUGUGACUUAGGGCCAGACCACCGCCUCCUCCGUGGGUAUAAGCAUGUCGGUAUUGACGGCCAGGAUUACAUCUCUCUGACCGAGGACCUGCGCUCUUGGACUGCGGUGGAUACCGAGGAGGCUCAGAUCACCAGGCGCAAGUGGGAAGCAGUUGGUGUUGCAAGGUCAUGGAAGUCUUUCUUGGAGGGCAGGUGCGUGGAGUGGCUUCUCAAAUACCUGGAUAAAGGGAAGGAGAUGUUGCAGCGUGCAGAUCCUCCAAAAACAAAUGUGACCCAUCACCCCAGGCCUGAAGGAGAUGUCAUCCUGAGGUGCUGGGCCCUGGGCUUCUAUCCUGCGGACAUCACCCUGACCUGGAAGAGGGAGGAGGAAGACCUGACCCAGGACAUGGAUCUUAUUGAGACCAGACCUGCAGGGGAUGGAACCUUCCAGAAGUGGGCAGCUGUGGUGGUGCCUUCAGGAGAAGAGCAGAGAUACACAUGCCAUGUGCUACAUGAGGGGCUGCCUGAGCCCCUCAUCCUGAAAUGGGAGCCUUCUCCCUCUCCCACCAUCCCCACCAUGGGGAUCAUCGCUGGUCUGGUUCUCCUUGGAGUUUUGAUUGUUGGAGCUGUGGCUGCCAUUGUGAUGAGGAAGAAUACAGGUAGGAUAAAGACAGUGUUUGAGAUUUGGGCCUUACUGAGAAAUUUCAAACCCUGGAAAUAA